AUGCCUCGCAACGACCCCGUCGACGACGAGCAGCACCGGCUCCGGCGCCCGGCUGUCGGCGAGCGCGACACGCGCCGUCCCCACGUCGUGGCGAGCCACCAGGACCCUUUCCACCAAGCGCGCAUGCCGGCCCACCUUCGCAACACUCUCGACAAGGCGGGCACCCGCAAGGGCCAAAACGACAAAGACGAGUUCACGGAGGCGAUGAACCCUCACUGGGAAAGGUACGCGGAUGGCCGUCGGGCAGACGCUCGCCGGCACAAGGAGAUCGUCGAAGACCACGAGCACGACCAACGCGUUCUCGACGGCCUCGGCGACCUCGACCCGACUCACGAGCACGGCGCCGGCUACGACAGCGACGAAAGCGGCGUGUUUGGCGAGGGAGUGCGCCCUCCCAUUAUUCGCGAGCGGGAGAGGCCUUGCCGCGAGAGCGGGAUCUUCGGCGACGACGAGCCGCAGAUCCGCCAGCCCGCCCCUGCUCCGAGCUCGAGUCGUCCUCAGGAAAGCCCGGUCUCGCCGCGCACCGAGCGCAAGCGCCUCCGCGACCUGUUCCGCCGCAAGAAUUCGACCUCCGGCGACGCGCGGAGCCUUGCCAAGGGCGGCGGGCGCAGGUACCGCGCCGGCGAGGUUGGCACCACGAGCGACUCGGACAGCGACUACUAG
Molecule: messenger RNA, 663 nt
Organism: Rhodotorula graminis WP1
Lineage: Eukaryota; Fungi; Basidiomycota; Microbotryomycetes; Sporidiobolales; Sporidiobolaceae
Exons: 7
Coding region: 1-663 (220 amino acids)
Source: RefSeq, a predicted model, not a curated record